GAGAAAACGAGCGUCACGUCGAGCGCCAUCCUUUUUGAGCGGGUUCAAGCAAAUUGCAAAUUUGUGGCUAGAUUUUUGAAGCGGAUGGAACAACACUUUCGCGGAAUCGAAUCCUCGCACGGACCAACAGUAGUAGAGCAUAGUUCGCUAAACCCAUCCCUCGGCGCUGCUUUCCCAGCUGGUUCAGCUUCCGUCUGAUAAGAACGGGCACAUAACGGCGUCGGUGGGGAGAAAACAACAUUGAACAACAACACGGCUUCAAAUGGACACCAAGAAAUUCAUCAAGCAGGAAGAUUCACCCGCAGAGCCCAGCGGCGCCGGUGGAGGGGCACCGGUCAGUGGCACAACCUCCAGGAGCAGCUCAACGUUACGGAGGAAAGUUAGUUCGAUCAAAAAAGAGGAAACCACCAGCGAUUUUGCGUCGGAGAAAAAUGAAAAGGUCGAUGUUAAGAAUGUCGACAUGGAACUAUUCUUACAGAGCAUUGAAAAGCCUUGCCAGAUUUAUAGAUUUCUACGGACUCGGAAUAUGUUGCUGCCCAUCUUUCUGCAACGAAAUCUUUCGUACAUGCAGAGCCGCUAUUCCAGAUCUCACCAAUCGCGUCGUAACUUCAAGAUUGACUCGAUGCUGGAGGAGAAGAUGAAACGGUUGCGCCAGGAAAAGGCCAGCACGGUUGCUACCGUGGCUUCUGAAAAACUGAAGAUAAUGUUCCUCGGGCUGUUCGAUGACAGGCCACAUCCGCAGUUAAACGGUAGCAGCAAUGGGUACGACAGCUGUGACAGCCUCGUUGACCACGAUUUGAAUCCAAGCGAACCAUUUCCUGUUCGUAAUUCCGGGCGACGUAGUGUGGUGCUGGAAGCCAAUUUAAUUAAAAUAUCACCUCACAAGCGUAAUGGCUGCUCGUCUCCUAACGUGAUGCAGGUUUCGCUAGGAAUGUUCCGGGUGCCGAUAAACAACUCAAGAGCUGACUCUGACGAUUCCGACGAAGGCGUCGAUGAUGAUGUAGAUAUCAUCAAUGAUGGUAAACGGCCAACGUUAACCAUACCGACGGAGAUGUUUAAUGAUGCAUUCAACGAAACAACUGCCCAGCGUACUACGUUUGUUCUGCUUUUCCGAGCUUCUCACACCACCAGGGCCUCAGAUGAAACUGCUCUCCGUAAUGGAUAUUGUACUGAUAGCGAAGAACCGUCGGCCAAAAGGCAAAAGCUGCAUGUGGACACCACCAUGUACGCUACCGAGCUGACGGUGUUUGAUAAGUAUGGUCAAUGUCAGCUGUUGGAUGCCGAGUAUGAGCUAACGAUGCACGACGUAUUGACGCCAGCAGAAGAAACCAGAUGGGUCGACGCCGCACCUUCCUCACUCGGGGAAGAGGUAGAAUUUACGCCCAUGGAAGAUUACAGCAAUACCUCGAGAAACGAUGCUGAACGAGAAGCAAACAACAUGACGUUGUUUGAAGAUUUUAUUGCACCUCCUAGGCUUAAGUUGAAAGUGCAGUGGACCAAAAAACCUUUGCUCGAACCCCCGGAAAACACUAAUCCCGAAGCCGGAAACGAGAUGGUGAUGGGUGAUUCUAAUGGCGGUGAUGCUGUCAACGGAUCGAGUGAUAAGGAAAACUGCAAGCCUCCUGAACCGAUGACACCACCUUCAAACACCGCGGCCGCCUCAUUCAAAAGGGGGCUAAAUAUUAAUAUCAACAAUAACAGCAUCCUUACACCGGCCGCCGCCACAGGACACCACGAUGAAGUGGAACCUCUGAAGAAGCGUGGCAAUCAAGGAUCAGGCGAAGAUAGCUCGGCUCCGGUGGGUUAUCGGGCGCUUGGUGGUUCCUCGGAUUUAGCUACUAGCCGUUGGAAGCAAUCUGAUAUAGAUGCAUCAUCGAGCAAUGUGAAGUACGUGGUUUACCAGUUUACACAUACGAACUUCACUCGACAACGAACGGAACAUACGCUAGUAUUCCGGUGUCCUUGGUGCAGCGUCAAUUGUGGAGCGCUUUAUCCACUGUUGAAGCACUUAAAGCUGGUGCAUGCCAGAUUUGGAUUUAAUUACGUUCCUAUUCCCGACGGUGCCCAGAUAGAUGUGACGAUAAAUGAGCAGUUCGAUGGUUCGUACAAUGGGUCUCCCCAUGAUUUAUUCUUUCCAGCAACAGCUUUCACUCACCGCUGUGCACCGGAACGGCGCACAGUGGUGACGAAUUUGCUCGUGUGUCGCCCUCGUCGGCAAAAACCGAGUCUCAUGGAGUUUGUCGAGUGCGAUGAGAAUGAAUUUGACAGCCAGCGACCAUUUAUCACAGGCCACAACAGGAUGUACCAUCACACCAUGACCUGCCUUCCAGUGCACCCAAGGGAGCUCGAUAACGAUUCAGAAUCGGAAAGCGACCCUUUGUGGUUACAGCAUAAGACUAAGCAAAUGAUUGACGAAUUCACCGAUGUUAACGAAGGCGAAAAAGAGAUCAUGAAGAUGUGGAAUCUGCAUGUGAUGAAGUAUGGUUACGUGGGUGACUGUCAAAUUCCGAUUGCAUUGGACAUGUUUGUAGAAAUGCGUGGUCGCGAAAUUUGGAGCCGGAAUCUAUACAGAAAUUUUGUGCUGCAUAUGUGUUCCAUGUCGGACUUCAACCUCGUGUCUCCCGAAGUGCAGCUGCGUAUAAUCAGGAAACUACGAAAAAUAUUAUCCUCAGAUCCAGAGCUACAAAACAUAGUAGCUAAGUGUCGGGCAGAGCACGUUACCUGCUGGAAUGAAGUGACUCAAUUUAAACCUGAAGUGCAGAUGCCGAAAGCAUGGGUUGCAAAUGGCGAACCAAAUACGUCGUCAUCUGGCGGUCCUUCCACCAACAGUAUGUUGGGCAACAAUACGACCAAUCCUGGGGAAGGACAGCAGCGGAAAGUAAAGCCUACUAUAAUGCCGGCUAAGAACACGGACACCAGAGCCGAUUCACCUCCACGUCGCCGUAGUGCUAAAGCUGCUAAAGCUGCGAAUGCCGUAAAAGCAGCAAAAGCAGCGAGAGCUGCUAGAGUAGUAAAAGCAUCCAAAGAAGUAAAGGCCAUCGGAAAACGGUUUGCUUCAUCCAUACAGAAGAAAUCUAAAAAAUCGAACAAGGGCUCUAAGUGCUGUCGUGGUCCGGCGACUGUUGCUACUACCACUACAGCUAUUACUGCCAAUGCUAAUGCCAAGCAAAAACUCGCAUCCUCAACGUCGUCGUCAGUUGUAGCAGCAACAUCUUCUUCCACCUCAUUAUCAAUCAUUCCAGCUGGCGGGAACAGCAAACGAUCGAGCAAUACCUCGGCUGCCAGCGCUUCUCCGUUCACUGGUGUUGCUCCAUCAGCAUCAUCCUUCGCAACAUCAUCCCAUUCGUCCACUACCACCAUCUCUGCCUUAAACCAGAACAAGCACCUGAAAGUAUUAGUGUCUCCGAUAAUGACCAGAAGAAAAUCUCUUUCCAUAGGCAUUCUGCCGUUUUCGCAGCAGCAUCGAAAGCGGUCGUCGCAUUGAUUUCUUCACUUCUACACAUAUAUGAUUACGACACAUGUUGAUGCCCCAGGGACGAUCAUCCCUUCCACAACCAGUGAUGAUGUGUACCGAGGAAGAAAGCGCAAAACAAAACAAAGAAACCAACGACGCAAAAAACGUUGCAUCUAGUAUAUUUUUAUACGUAAUAUCUUAAUACGCUGCUGCUGUUUACAAACAGGACAAGGAAGUGCUUGAAUCAGGGAAAAAGCGGCGGGUAGAAGAGAAACAAAUAUUGUGUUCGACCUUUGGAAGAGUUAGCAAUAUUACUAGAAAUGAAUUCUUAAUGGGCUGCCGGACACAUUCAGGAAACAUAAGCGGAACUAUUCUAUGAAUUAAACAUCUCUUCUCCUCGGAAAAGUAAACUGACUUAAUGAAUCGAAAGUAUGUAUAAUGUAAGGAAACUGUAAGAUGAUGGUGGGUCCUAGAAACCAUAGCUUGGCGUACGAUGCCACCGAGCUUAGUAGUGAAGAAGAGUUAUUUCAUAUAAUGCGAUUCAAGUAAUAAUGUUUCUCCUCAUAAUAUCCCGAGAUCUCUAUUCUUGGAUUGUGCGUUCGGACGCGAGCAAUUAACUGGACAGAUUGAAGAACAAAGAACUAUGUGUGAAAAAGAAGAACAAAGAACUACGUGUGAGAAAGUAUGUGUUCAUGCUCUCCACUGCCAUUUUAUCCAUACGAAUACACGAAAAUGGGUUCAGGUUUUUGAAUUUUGUUUAGAUUUAUCUUACAACUGAUUGCAGUGCGGGGUUGCCUUUUGUUAGACGUUUCGUAAUCGUAAUCGUUAGCGAUACUAAUUCGCUUAUUGUCCAUGCACCUAGAACAAACAUUUCUUAACACGAGUGUAUCUCCUCUGUAACUUAGUGUGCGCCAAACGAUUAAUGUGCCUCCUAUGUUUUCGUUUAGGGGAGGAAUAAAUCACCUUAUGAUAAGUAGCUAGCGGUAUACAUUCUGUUCGUUUAUUUUAUAGUUUUUGAAAUACGUCAAUAGUCAUUGAACAUUAUUAGCUUAUCGUUUCGAAUGCUGAAAACAUCUGCCGCAAUAAAAAAGGAAUAAGGAGUGAAAUUUUCUCAUGCCGUAACGAU
This is a messenger RNA of Anopheles darlingi, 4580 nucleotides long. It is a transcript of the gene Su(z)12, whose product is annotated as polycomb protein suz12-A. Gene Ontology annotation, cellular component: nucleus; ESC/E(Z) complex. Lineage: Eukaryota; Metazoa; Arthropoda; Insecta; Diptera; Culicidae. Gene Ontology annotation, molecular function: chromatin DNA binding. The transcript is spliced from 7 exons. The record is from RefSeq and is a predicted model, not a curated record. The coding region runs from base 263 to 3484 and encodes 1073 amino acids.